Molecule: messenger RNA, 1349 nt
Organism: Racocetra fulgida
Lineage: Eukaryota; Fungi; Glomeromycota; Glomeromycetes; Diversisporales; Gigasporaceae
Source: the annotation of a GenBank genome assembly
CUCGCACCUUUGGAGCCAAAGGAAAUGAACCGAAGCUCACAGCCAUUUCAUUUGGAGAUAACCAAAUCAUCCGAUAUACGCCAAUGGGUUCAAGUUCCUCAAAGGGUUCAAGUUCAUCUUCCUCAAGAGAUUCCCCAAAGGGUUCAAGCACAUCUUCCUUAAAAGACUCCUCAAAGAAGUCAUUAAAGAAAUCAAAAAAGGGGCCAAAAUCUUAUUGUCCAGAUGAAUGUGAAGGUUUAGUUUGCCGUUGUGAAGAUAAAAAUUGGUAUCAGGUUAUAAAAAAGAAACUUGAUGCCCUCAACAAUGAUGAAUACAAAUCUUUACUUCAGAACCUGGAGAUCGAAAGUCAACAUGAUCUUAUUUACUUAUUUGGGGACAAAGAUCUCUUUUUGAAAAAAUUUCUUACAAUACAAGCUGAAAGACAUGAGAAAUUACUAGAAGAGAUGAAGUCGGAAGUACGUCAAUUGAGGGACUUUCAACAAUAUCACCAAGAAAUAACAGAAGAUUCAUAUAGUAAUAUUUGGAAAAAUAUGCUUGAAUAUAGAGGGCAAAGCAAGAAGUACAAUAUUUAUUUAUUUAUUGAAAAAUUAGGAAAUUUUGAUAAUAAUGUUUGCAAAAAAAUUGGUAAUUUCUUUUAUCGUUAUGGAGCAUUUCAUGUCGGACUCGAGAUAGAUGGUAUUGUCGUAGAAUGGGGCUGUGGUCUUGCAGGCUCCAGUAUCGUAUAUCCAAGACCUGAUUCCAGGAGAAUGCUUGCAUAUGUACGAUUAAAUUAUGAGAAAAUAGAUCCUGUGUCUAAUUCCAAAGAAUCGUUAUCUAAUUCCAAAGGGCUGAUAUCAGCCACAACUUUAACUACAAUUGGAGCCACAGCUGUAACUACAAUUGGAGCUACAAUUGCAAUUGGUGCCGCAGCUGUAACUCCAAUUCCAUUAUUCUGUGCCAUUACGCUAUUAAUUUUUGGUCUAUGUUAUUCAUAUAAGGUAAUCUAUUAUUUGGGAGAGAUUAAUAAGAAUAGAUUACAUCUGCUUGCUGAAAAAUGUGUUUAUUACAACAAAACUCAUUAUUAUUCGCCUCUAAAGCCCAAUUGCCAAGAUUUUGUGGAUGAGAUGCUAGGAUCUCUUGGCAUAAAAUUUAAUCCCAAAGGAGAAUUUCUUGAAUUCAUGGGUAGAAUCAAAAAUGGAGAUGCUUCAUUUCAAUUGGGCACUACAUUUGAAUCAAGAAAGGUCUUCGAUAAUUAUGUAGAUGCCCACUGGGAUGGAAUUAAAAAUGAAUGGGAUAAGAAAUUACUUAUAUGUUAUUCAGAUGUAAUGGAUAGCUUAUAUCAGCGUGGCGAGGAUGCAUGGGUCCUAUAA